AGAGAGAGAGAGAGAGAGAGAGAGAGAGAGGCAACUGUAUAUUGAGUGGUCGCUGUAUUGUAUUGUAAGGUGUUGAGUUGGUACAUAGGAAUUAUCCAAUCGAGCGAUUACAACUGAUCGUAUACAAGGAUUGUAAGAAGAAGAAGAACUCUCCGCACGCGUGGCUUCACUUCACUUCUCGUCUUGUCCACAUGUCGAACUACGGAGUCAGAGAGCUCGCAUGGGAAAAUGGGCAACUAACCGUUCAUGGCUUAGGCGGAAUGGUGCAACCAACCACCUCGGCUAGGCCCAUAUGGGCUCCAAGCCUCGGUGGCUGCGACACGUUGGAGUCAGUAGUCCACCACCACGCUGCGCUGCACGGCAAGCUGCAGGGCCAGGAUGGUCCAAACAACGAGCCGAGCAAUCAGGAUGGUCCAGCCGCGAGGAAACGUCCCCAUUCAUCAGACACAGAUCUAUGGUUCGGGUUGCAAGAGGAGAGCCUCGGGUUGGGCCAGAGCGUGUCUGCAAGUGACAGCCGUACCAACGACACAAGAACUAUGUCUUGGACCUCUUAUGAAUCUUCUCGGAGCCUGAAGACAGCCAGAACUGGAAACAAAGAUCAUGUCCGUUCCGGAUCGGAAACUCGAGAAACAGAAGGAGAAGAACAAGAGACGAAAGGGGAAACAGGGCGUUCUUGCAGAAGAGGAAGGGCUGCAGCUAUUCAUAACGAAUCCGAGAGGAGACGACGCGAUAGGAUCAAUCAGAGGAUGAGGACGCUUCAGAAGCUUCUUCCCGAUGGAAGUAAGACGGAUAAAGUCUCGAUCUUGGACGAGGUGAUCGAUCACCUGAAACAGCUGCAAGCGCAAAUCCAGUUCAUGAGCAUGAGACCAAACUUACCACAUCAGAUGAUGAUGCCGCCAUUGCCAUCCCACCAAUCAGUUCUCAGCAUGCAGCAACAACAACAACUUCAGAUGGCUCUUCUCGCGACAAUGGCAAGUAUGGGGGUGGGAUGCGGUGGAAAUGCUUUCGGAGGAUGUUUUAUUCCUCAACCGCCGUCGCCAUUGAUGAUUCCUCCCAUGAACACCAGAGACUGCAACAACGGCUCUUCAUCCACCAUGCCUGAUCCUUACAGAGCCUUUGUUGCACAGAAGAUGAACAUGGAUCUCUACAACAAAAUGGCUGCGGCUAUCUACAAGCAACAGUCUGAUCAAACUACACAGAAGAAGUUGUACAUAGUGAAGCAAAAGGACAAACCUUCAAAGAGUUGAUGUGGUGGCCUGGCUCUGAAGUUUCUGAGAUUUCUUGUUGUCCUGAAGAGAGAUAACAGUCUCAAAUGCACCGACAAGUGCUUUAACCUUGCUCUUCCUCACCUCUGCUAACUUACUUGCAGUUUCUUCAAUCACGUUAUUGAACAACGUCUGCAGCUUCUUCUUCGUU
Messenger RNA from Tarenaya hassleriana, 1416 nucleotides. Its product is annotated as transcription factor PIF7-like. The record is from RefSeq and is a predicted model, not a curated record. NCBI's taxonomy places the organism in Eukaryota, Viridiplantae, Streptophyta, Magnoliopsida, Brassicales, Cleomaceae. Gene Ontology annotation, cellular component: nucleus. Gene Ontology annotation, molecular function: protein dimerization activity. The coding region runs from base 192 to 1247 and encodes 351 amino acids. The transcript is spliced from 7 exons.